UCACGACUGCCCACGCUGAGUAUCACGAACCAUGGGAGAAGAUGGAAUCAUUAAGGAUACGCUCCCUCCCUCCAAGCUUGGAGAAUACACCGUCAUCCAAGAGAUUGCGGAAGGAACGUUCGGCAAGGUCAAGAUGGCGAUACACACUGUUACCGGCCAUAGGGUCGCCAUGAAGUUCAUUUCCAAGCAGGUGAUUAACGCCACGAAGACAAGGACGAGGGUGCAGCGAGAGGUCGAGUAUAUGCGGACGCUUCGGCACGCGCAUAUCAUCAAGCUUUACGAGGUCAUCUCGACGUCGACAGAUAUCAUUAUCGUCCUCGAAUAUGCUGGUGGCGAGCUCUUCAACUACAUUGUUGCCAAUGGCCGCAUGCCCGAACCCCAAGCACGGCGGUUCUUCCAGCAGCUCAUAUCCGGUAUCGAGUACAGUCACCGGCUGAAGAUUGUGCACCGAGAUCUCAAGCCAGAGAAUGUCUUGCUCGAUGAUGAUCUGAACGUCAAGAUUGCCGACUUUGGCCUGUCAAACGAGAUCAAGGACGGUGACUUUCUGAAGACGAGCUGCGGCAGCCCCAACUAUGCAGCACCAGAAGUUAUCCGUGGCGGACUCUACACCGGGCCUGAGAUUGACGUCUGGAGUUGCGGAGUGAUUCUCUACGUUAUGCUCUGCGGCAGACUACCGUUCGAGGACGAUGACGUCCAGACGUUGUUCACGAAGAUCAGCCAGGGCGUGUAUCACAUGCCCUCCUACCUCUUACCCGACGCCAAGAACCUCAUUACGGGCAUGCUCGCGGUCGACCCUGUGAAGCGCAUCACUGUACCCGAGAUUCUCCAGCAUCCGUUCUUCACCACCGACCUCCCCCGCUACCUGCAGCCGCUGCCACCACCGCCAGGACCCAUCUUGGGCCCGCUGUCCUCACUGGUCUCGCCGCCAAAGGCUCUCGACUACGAGCUCAUCGAGGGUCUGGGCCGCAUCGAGGACGACGUCGUCGAUGACCUCGCUUCGCGAAUGGAGGGUGUCGAUAAGGACGACAUCUACGACAGCCUACGGCGAGAUGACGGCCCGCAAGGGAAUGCAGUCAAAGUGGCAUAUACGCUCCUGCGCGACAAGCGACGUCUAGGACGCGACCUUGCCGAGUUUAUGGAGCAAGAGCGUGACGCAGAGCUGGCAGCCAUGGACCCCCGCAACCCGCUGUCGCCGAACGCGAUCUCCCCAGGCGGUGGGACCGAGCUCGAGGAGAACCCGUUCGACUCCGAGUUCAACGAGUACGACGAGGACGAAGACGACGGGCUCGACUUCUCGACGCCGCAGAACGAGUCGGAGAACAACUUCGCCGUCCUUAACUCGUCGCUACCCGACCAGCUGCCCGAGCAACACCACCUUGCGUCCUACGUCACCGCCAAGCGGACGUUCCCGCCGGUGAAGGAGAAGAAGCAGCACCGGACCAAGUGGCACUUUGGCAUACGCAGUCGGUCGCCGCCGAUGGAAGUCAUGCUGGAGAUCUACAGGACGCUGAAGGCGCUUGGUAUGGAGUGGAAGGAGAAGGGCGACCUUGGUGGGCUCGGCGGAAUUCGGCGUGGACGCGGGUCUGAACGGGCGAAGAUCGAGCGGGCGCGGGAGUACGAUGGGAACUAUGUCGACCUACGGGCGGCGGCGGCGAUAUACUUCAUCGAGACGCGGGCGAGGGUCCAGGAUGUUGUGGUAUUGAUGAACUUGCAAUUAUACAUGGUCGACUCGAUCAACUACCUCGUCGAUUUCCACCACAAGAAGACAUACAAGGCGUCGAUGGAGCCCGGGACGGGCAAAUUCGACAUGGCGCACUCCGACUACAACCUGUCCGAGACAGCAUCCGAGUGCAGUCGGUCGAUCAAGGACUUCAGCAUCCGAGAAGACGAGGUCGUCUCGCCGUUUGUCUUCAUGGAUGUCGCGUGCCGGCUGAUCCUCGAGCUUGCGGGCGGCACCGAGUAAGGCCCAUACGUGUUUUCUGUAUUCUUAUAAUACUCUCGAUGCGCUAUGCUUGUUGCUAUUAUCUUCGUCGCUUGGAGUCAUUGACUUAACCACCACCAUUCCCGCUACCCUCGUCUUCGCGUCCGUACUAGUGCACGGCUGCUUGCUUUCCGGAUAUAUUUACGUUAUAUCUCGUCGAUUCUCUAUACCAAAAAUGUGUACACUAACGCUCCUAUGAUAAGCACACGAAGCAGAGCUCACGACAUGCAAUAGCUUCUCCGCGUGCAAAGUGCACCUCUCGUCCUAGUUGUUGUCAAGUUGAAUCCUCGCAGAUAGCUUCGUACGUGACUUGAUGAUCAUAAGUUCGAUGGCGGCCUGCCCAGCGAACAGCCAGCCCAUUUGGGGGUUGACGAGGAAUUGUGCCAGUUAGUUGAGCAGCCGGCUUUGUACGAUGAGAUCGACCACUCCGUGACAUACCACCUUCGCCCUGCGCCUUCCGGAUGCAGAGCGAAGUGCUUCUCGGCAACUCAGCAGUGUCUCCUAGGAGGCCGAUUG
Molecule: messenger RNA, 2497 nt
Organism: Phanerochaete carnosa HHB-10118-sp
Lineage: Eukaryota; Fungi; Basidiomycota; Agaricomycetes; Polyporales; Phanerochaetaceae
Exons: 4
Coding region: 32-1963 (643 amino acids)
Biological process (GO): intracellular signal transduction; protein phosphorylation
Cellular component (GO): cytoplasm
Molecular function (GO): protein serine/threonine kinase activity; ATP binding
Source: RefSeq, a predicted model, not a curated record